Cricetulus griseus (Chinese hamster) is the source of this 2780-nucleotide messenger RNA. Lineage: Eukaryota; Metazoa; Chordata; Mammalia; Rodentia; Cricetidae. The record is from RefSeq and is a predicted model, not a curated record.
CCGGGCUCCGCCCCGCACACGGCUCUGCCUUGUUGUAGAGCUUCUCCAGGCCCCGCCUCCUGCUCUGACUGAGCACAGAACACCUGGGGCAGGCCUGCCCCGCCCGGCAACCCGCUAAGACAGCGCCCUACGCACCUCAGGUCCCCUCAGGCUCCCUGGACUGGCUUCCCCUGUCGUCAUGACCGCAGCCGUGUUCUUCGGUUGCGCCUUCAUCGCCUUCGGGCCCGCGCUCGCUCUCUACGUUUUCACCAUCGCCACCGACCCUUUGCGCGUCACCUUCCUCAUCGCCGGUGCUUUCUUCUGGCUGGUAUCUCUCCUGCUUUCCUCUGUGUUUUGGUACCUAGUGAGAAUCAUUACUGACAACAAAGAUGGACCUAUACAGAAGUACUUGCUCAUCUUCGGAGUGUUGCUCUCUGUCUGUAUCCAAGAACUGUUCAGGCUUGCAUAUUACAGACUGUUAAAAAAAGCCAGUGAGGGUUUGAAAAGCAUAAACCCUGAGGAGACAACACCCUCAAUGCGACUGUUGGCCUAUGUUUCUGGCUUGGGCUUUGGAAUCAUGAGCGGAGUGUUUUCCUUUGUGAACACCCUGUCUGACUCCUUGGGGCCAGGCACAGUGGGCAUUCAUGGGGAUUCUCCACAGUUCUUCCUUAAUUCAGCUUUCAUGACACUGGUUAUCAUACUGCUGCAUGUGUUCUGGGGCAUUGUGUUUUUUGAUGGCUGUGAGAAGAAAAAGUGGUACAUCCUCCUUAUAGUUCUCCUGACUCACCUGCUGGUAUCAACCCAGACCUUCCUAAGUCCUUAUUAUGAAUUAAAUCUGGUAUCAGCAUAUAUAAUCAUGGUGUUCAUGGGCAUCUGGGCAUUUUUUGUUGCUGGAGGUAGCUGCCGAAGCCUGAAACUCUGCCUGCUCUGCCAAGACAAGGACUUUCUUCUUUAUAACCAGCGCUCCAGAUAACCUCUGACAGUCAGCACCUCCAGACAGAAGCCCGUGUCUUUAGAGGAAGCAUGCUGUGUCCUUCUCUAAAAAGACGCUAGCUCCUGUAACUUAGAAGCAGCAGAACUGUCUAGCCUGGAACUGUCCAUGUGCUUUCACGCAGUAGCCUCUGAAAAGAGCUGCAGUGUGGCCUGCAUCCUGGCUGCAUAUUUGAGGCACCUGGAAAAAUAAAGACAGAUGCUUCUGGACUUCCCCUCCAGAUUUGAUUAUCCUGGAUGUGCAGUGCAGCUGAGAAUCAGUGGGGUCCAAUGGGAAGUUCUGAGAACUCCCAAGGAGAAUAAGGUUCGGUAUUUAACUGUCUCCUAAGCCAACUUCUGCUGAGCAAGUAAAUGUCUGAAUUAGUAACCUGGGUAGGCCUUGUCUUUUUAUGUACUGAUGUCACACAAGGCUGAAGAGCCGUUCUCUCUGUGAAUGGCUUUCAUGUCCUUCACUAGCACCAUAGGCUGUGCCUUUAAAUGCAGUAACCUAUACCAACAUUAUAACUUAGCUAAGGUAAGGUCUGUAUAUAACAUGCAUUUUCCUCAAGGUUUAUUUUUCCAUUUUAAGUUUUUCCUCCUGAGACAUUAAAUUACUCUUUUUAGUAUAAAUCUGGGCUCUUUAAGAGUGAUUACAUGCUGCUUCCUUGGGAUAGUCUAAAAUUGUGCCAAGUCUGUGAGCCUUCUCAGUUAAAAGCUGCAGUGUGUGUUGUCUGAAGCUGGGCUAGUUGAUGAAUGAUGCAUCCUUGGCAGAUCCACCCUGGACCUUGUGAGAGCAGCUAAAUGCACAAAGUAGUGUGAUGUUGACACCUUUCCUUUGCUCCUGUGACACUAAACUGCACCAUCACCCAAAUGCUACAGGGUGAAAUUGGAGAUGGACAUUAAACUGCCAGACUUCAAGCUGGCAUGUAACUUUUCAUCUUCAGCAGGUUUGUCUAGGUUUAGGUUGCAGAAAUCCCUUCAUAAGAAUACCCAGGGGCUUUGUUCUAAAUAAGUCAUCUGAUUUCCUUUUUAAGAUGAAAUGCUACUAAAUUGUGAGUGUACUGACUGAAAACUGUUCCCAAUCAAAGUCUUUGAGGAACUUAGAGUGUAAAGUAGAAAUGACCUCUUCAAGAAAGUGGUGACCCCAGCACUUCCAUGCACCUUCUAAAAGAAACAGUAGCAGCAAUGACAAGGCUUGGCAAUGACAUGGAAGAUGACCAUGACAGUUCUGUGCUAACGAAAAGAGCAUGUGUUUUGUUUUGUUUUUUAACCCAUGAACUAAUAAUCAUUAAUUGGUGAACCAUGCUUAAAAUAAUUGAGUGCCUCAGUAUAGAGAUGCAGGAGUAGUAAAGCUUCUAGGAAGAUUACAAAUCACUGGAGACAUCACUUUAGUUAUCCCCUUAAAGGUUAUUUCAGUACAAAGUUGUGUAAGUGAUUCUGCUGAAGUUUGUGGGCUUUGUAGCUCUAUGCAAGAUUUUUCCCUGGACUAAAAAGAAAAGAUAUAAAAACCAAACAGUGAACAUCACUGUGCUGAACAAAGAGAAAGAAGAUGCCCAUAGAGCUGGCAUGUGUCCCUAUCUGAGCAUGGUAUUUUCUUUUGUUAAACUAAGUAAGAAAAUGUGUAGUUGUUUAUUACUGCUGUCUUACAAACCUUGUAUGUAGAUAUCCUGAUAAAAUGUUUUUUCAUCUCAGGUAUGGAGAAUCUGAUAAUUUUACUGCUAUUCAUACUUGAGCUCUAAGUAAUUUCUCUAAGUACUAACACCAUGAUAUUAGAAAUGGGACAACUAUAAAAUCUCACUUAAUAAAAACCCAGAUUAAGGGCUGGGAAAAUG